This is a messenger RNA of Girardinichthys multiradiatus, 1569 nucleotides long. It is a transcript of the gene cenpl, whose product is annotated as centromere protein L. The transcript has 5 exons. The record is from RefSeq and is a predicted model, not a curated record. Lineage: Eukaryota; Metazoa; Chordata; Actinopteri; Cyprinodontiformes; Goodeidae. The coding region runs from base 118 to 1212 and encodes 364 amino acids.
CUGUAAUGCCAGAGGAGGAAAAAGAAGAAGAAGAACGCGCGCUGUUCAAAAUUAGUUUCCGGUUUUGUUUUUCUUUUUUUUUUCUCUCCAGUCAGCUUCGGACGUUAUAUUCAGGACAUGGAGGGGUCUUAUAUGAGUGUAGCGAAGACUCCGCACGGCAGUGUUGUAAAGAGGAGAAGCAAAAGUCAGAUCUACCAGCAGUCAAUCCGCAGCUGCUUCAGCGUUGCAUCAAGGCUCGGCCUGACUCCGGGGCAAACCAAAAUGAGACUUAACACCAGCAGGAAAGCGCCAAAGUCCCAAAAUAUCACUGAUAAGGUGAAUCCAGAGCACCUGGCCUUGAUGAUAAAAACAGAGUGGCAGCUUUCCUAUGUCACUCCUCUCUACCAGUUCAGACACACCCAGCUAAAGAGUUACGCACGGCAGCUCUCUGCAUUCAUUGCUGCAGAAAAGCAGCAAGGCCUGGCAGUGGAGGUGGGGGCGCAGCAGAACACCUUCAAAGUCUCCAUCUCUGUGCUGGAGGGGCUUGCAGAGACGAAUGACGACCCUGAGACUGUCCUCAUUCAGGUACAGUCAAAGCCUUUGUUUGCAAGGCAGGAUGAUCCACAGAAGACAGUUUGGAGCGGGUGGCUGUCCUGCAUCAACAGUAACCCAGAAUACCUGCGCUCGCUUUCGAAGGAUUUCACGUGUCUUCCUCUGUUUGGCUGCAAAGGGGCCGAGGGUUUCACCUCUUUGGUUAAAGAUUGGUUGCAGAGGACCUUUGACUGUUGCUUUGGCCUCCUGGAAAUCAGUCAAACCAGUUUGCAGUGGCUUGCUGCAUUAUGGACCAACUGCCACAUGGAAUCCAACGUCCAGAGCUUGAAAAUGCAUUGGGCUCUCCCAGUGGUGCCACCGCUACAUGUGACUUACACAGUCAGCGCCGACGAUGCGUUGGAUCUGUGGAACAGCGUGAGGAAGAAUUCACCGGAGAAAAGCAAGAGAGCGGACGAGGAGGAAUGCGUUGAUAUCGAGGAGGUCACGAGGUUCAUGCAGGGACUCAUGAGCCAUUUUUACAGACACUUCAGAGUGGACCUUUCAGCUGGGGACCUGACCCAAGUGUCAACCGCCCUGGGCUCAGCCAAACGCAGCGGCAGGAUAAAGAUUUCCAAUAGCAGAUAUCUAAUUAACACCCUGAGUCUACUGACAGAAAUUGCCUUUCUCAAAAUGCCCAUCUGACUACGAUACAUGGACAGACCUUUAUUGACCACAAGGAUCCGUUUACUUUAACCUUCACCACCAGAAAAUACAGACUCUACUUGUGUUUUUUUUUUUGUUUUUUUUUUUUAUUGCAAAUAUAAAUAAAAUCAAACGAUUCUUUUUUCCUUUUAGUUUUUUUGUUUCCGACCUGCACCUUCAGAAGAAUUAAGUUAGCUCAUAAUUAUGACGAGUGACGAGGAACCAUCCUGGUGUUCCACAGAUACGUCUUUAGCUGUCAAAGCUUCCUUAGUUCCCCACCUUGUAAAUGAGGAGAUUUGUGUUCUAGUUUGUGUAUUUCUGUGUUUUGUUGGUAUACAUAAAAGGAAAUAAGGAUUG